This is a messenger RNA of Guillardia theta CCMP2712, 763 nucleotides long. RefSeq lists its product as hypothetical. The record is from RefSeq and is a predicted model, not a curated record. Lineage: Eukaryota; Cryptophyceae; Pyrenomonadales; Geminigeraceae. The coding region runs from base 346 to 660 and encodes 104 amino acids. The transcript has a single exon.
GCUGCUGCGUGUUCUUUUGAGUACCGCCCCUUUACUUGCUCCUCGCCUCCCCGUCCAUACCUUGACGUUGUCGUAAUAGCACGAGCGUCUCCUCCUCCUAGCUCCCCUAAACUUUCUCCUUCAACCCUACAUCACCCUCCGACACUUUUCUUCUCCUCUCCCUUCCCGGAAAGAAUCAACUUUGCGGCCAUCGGUUACUGCAACAGACAGGAUUCUUCUUCAGAUUGAGUUUGAUUCUUGUCAUCGCUAGUCUUUCUUCGCACAAUCAACUUGCCUUCAACUUCAGAACCUCUCCAUCGCUUGAGUAUUCCGGAUCCGAUUCUGCGACAUCGAAAGUCUACCACCAUGUCCUCUAUGCCUCUUGUCUGCGCCUGUGGCGUUGUCAGCAGCUUCGUAGUGAUGAGCAAUGCAUAUGCUUCUGCAUUUCCAACAAGAUCAGUCAGACAGAAGAUGUGUGCUAGAACUGCCGGAAGCCUGAGCAACCUGAUCCAAGAACUGUCAAUGGGGAACACGCCUAUGACGAUGAAAAGGGUUUUCGGGGUAAGGACUCGAUUGCUUCACCAGGAUCAGCAGCGGAAGAUAUACGAGGGGGUGUUCCUACUUACAUCACGUGCCUUCGAUCAGUCGAAGUUGAUCCUUGAAGUCAACCGGACACAAUGAUGUGCCUGUAGUAUAUGCUUUUCACAUGUAGAGAGUUCUUGUUCUUUUAAACAAAAUCAUAGAGUUUGUUUCCAGGGGAAACUCAAUUAAAGAAUAACCGACA